Molecule: messenger RNA, 1620 nt
Organism: Penicillium brevicompactum
Lineage: Eukaryota; Fungi; Ascomycota; Eurotiomycetes; Eurotiales; Aspergillaceae
Product: putative MFS monosaccharide transporter
Exons: 2
Coding region: 1-1620 (539 amino acids)
Biological process (GO): carbohydrate transport; transmembrane transport
Cellular component (GO): membrane
Molecular function (GO): carbohydrate:proton symporter activity
Source: RefSeq, a predicted model, not a curated record
AUGGCGCCGACAUAUGCUGGCAUGUCCGGCAGGCCCCUUGGGUUGACGGUGUCGACCAUCGCAACCAUGGGUUUCCUGCUCUUCGGUUACGAUCAGGGUGUCAUGUCUGGUAUCAUUGAUUCCACACCCUUCGCCGACAUCCUCCCCAUCACCGAUGGCAACUCCACCAUGCAGGCCUUGGUGACUGCUGUCUACGAGUUGGGUUGUCUUGCUGGUGCCAUGUUCGCUCUGUUCGCUGGAGACAAGAUGGGCCGUCGUCUGAUGGUCAUCUGGGGAGCAUUCGUUAUGAUCAUUGGUGUGGUUAUUCAAGUCGCUUGCGUCAAGGGUCAUGGUGCUACCGCUCAGUUCUUCGUUGGUCGUAUCGUUACUGGUAUCGGUAACGGUAUGAACACUUCCACCAUCCCUACCUACCAGGCCGAGUGCUCACGCUCCUCCAACCGUGGUCUGCUCAUCUGUAUUGAGGGUGGUAUCAUCGCUAUCGGUACUAUGAUCGCCUACUGGAUUGAUUUCGGUGCCUCAUACGGCCCCGACGAUCUGGCUUGGCGAUUCCCUAUCGCUUUCCAGAUCGUCUUCGGUGUUAUCAUCAUCGUUGGAAUGUACUACCUUCCCGACUCCCCUCGCUACCUUAUCGCUCAAGGUAAGGUCCACGAGGGUGAGUACGUUCUGGCUGCUCUUGGGGGCUAUGAGAUCGAUUCCCACGAGACCCAGAUGCAGAAGCAGCUCGUUAUCGAGUCUAUCGAGGCUGCCGGUGUCGCUGACGGCGCUGGUUACUCUGACCUUCUCACCGGUGGAAAGACCCAGCACCUCCGCCGCAUGCUUAUCGGUUCCUCUUCUCAGAUCGCCCAACAGCUUUCCGGUUGCAACGCUGUCAUCUACUACCUCCCCGUCUUGCUCAAGAGCUCCCUGGGCCAGGAUCACUUCAUGUCCAUGCUGAUCGGUGGUAUCAACAUGAUUGUCUACGCCAUCUUUGCCACCUUCUCCUGGUUCUUCAUUGAGAAGAUUGGUCGUCGCAAGCUCUUCAUCGGAGGUAUGACCGGUCAGAUGGUUUCCAUGGUUAUCGUCUUCGGUUGCUUGAUCCCCGGUGGUACCGGACCUGCCAAGGGUGCCGUCUUCGGUCUCUUCCUUUACAUGUCCUUCUUCGGUGCCUCCAUCCUGCCCCUGCCCUGGUUGUACCCUGCCGAAAUCUCGCCUCUCCGCACUCGUGCCAAGGCCAAUGCUGUCUCCACUUGCUCCAACUGGCUGUUCAACUUCACCGUUGUCAUGAUUACCCCCGUCAUGAUCGCCAGCAUCAACUGGCGCACCUACCUGUUCUUCGCCAUCAUGAACGCCGUCUUCAUUCCUGGCAUGUACCUGUUCUACCCAGAGACUGCUGGUCGCUCUCUCGAGGAGAUCGAUCUCAUCUUCGCCAAGGGUUACUGUGAGAACAUGAGCUAUGUCAAGGCUGCUUACGAGCUGCCCAGGCUCACCGAUGACGAGAUCGAGGCCAAGGCUGCUGAAUACGGCUUCGAGACUAGCCGUCGCCACGGUGACGUUGAGGGUGCAGGUGCUGAGAAGAGCUCCCCUCGCAGCACCUCCAGCGACGGCAAGGAGAACCACGAGGACAUUGAGAACUCCCGAUGA